Paramuricea clavata is the source of this 4912-nucleotide messenger RNA. The record is from the annotation of a GenBank genome assembly. NCBI's taxonomy places the organism in Eukaryota, Metazoa, Cnidaria, Anthozoa, Malacalcyonacea, Plexauridae.
AUGAUUAUCAGAGUCGAUAAAUGUAGUACUUUUGGCAUCAAGAAAGCCAUCACAAAAUCAGUCCAAUAUUUGCCGAAACUCCUCAUCAACAAUAAUCUGAUACCAACAAUAAAGAUUGGAGAAGCAUUUCAAUAUUUAGGACGUUACUUUGAUUUUAACAUGUCGAACAAUAACCAUAAGACUGAACUAACCACUCUCGCUAAUGAACUAAUGACUGAUAUUGACUCGAAGCCACUCCACCCAAGAAAUAAGCUUCUCGUAUACAGUCGUUAUGUCUUAUCCAAAAUAUCGUGGCAUUUCACCAUCGCAACACUUUCCAAAACAUGGGUUAUUGAAAAUAUUGAUCCCGUAGCCAACCAAUACAUCCGUAAAUGGCUUGAAAUUCCAAUCUCAGGAACACUAUAAGUACUGUUUUUCUAACUCGCAACAAAUUUGGUCAAAGUAUCCUCCAUCGGUGAAAUUUAUCCAAUGCCAAACAAUUCUUCGAAAAGCUUUAAAACUUUCUCCAAAUCAAUCAAUCAACGAACUGUGGAAAUCCACUAAUACUUAUACUAAUAUCCAAUACGACUUUUAUAACUCAACCAAAGAAGUGCUUAAAGACUUUCGGUCUGAACAUGAAGAUAAACUCCAAAAUCAAUUAACUUGUCAGGGAUCCUUUUUCUCUAGUAUAACAAAGUUCUCCUUGUCGCAUCUUAGCAAAGUGUGGUCUACUGCUCAAUCAAAACUUCCGAAAAACAUUUAUAAUUUUACCAUCACGCUAUAUCAAUAACUCUCUUCCGACACGCAAGAACCUUAGCAGAUGGGGAUUGUCUUCAAGUUCAGAAUGCUCCUUUUGUCUUGGCCCAGAAUCAUUAUUGCACGUGGUCGCUGGAUGUCAGUGUUAUCUCGAUCGAUUUACGUGGAGGCACAAUUCAAUCCUGAACUUCGUUGCCAAUACCUUGCAAUCUGUGAACGGUUCUGCCCUCUACGCUGAUGUGCCUGGAUUCAAAAGUCCGUCAAUAAUAACUGGUGAUACGUAUUGCCCGGAUUUGUUGCUGUCGUUAUCAAAUGGCUCUCUUUAUGUGGUCGAGCUCACUGUUGGCUAUGAGACAAACCUCGAGAACAACGUUAAUCGGAAAAAAGCCAAAUAUAAAGAACUAGUAAAACAACUAGACAAACAUUUUAACGAAGUAAGCUUUAUAAAUCUUUCCAUGAGCUCCCUAGGUAUUUUUGCGCAAGAAUGCUCUACAUUCUUAGAAAUGUUAGGAAAUGUUGGUCAGGACAAAAACUACCAAACGUACUGUGUUAGGAAAAUGAUCAGUGACUAUUGCCAUUCGAAGUACAUACUAUAUUUUCUGCUGUCGAAAUAAGGAAUGGGAAAGUCCGGACUUGUUAACUAUUUGAAAUAUCUGAUUGUCUGGUAUAUUUAUAUAUUUUCAUGUAUUCUGUCCCGUCAUUUUUAGUAGUUCAUAUAGUUGUGAUUCAAAUAGCCAAUUGUAAGUUACCUUAAAUUAGUGAGAUUUACAAUUGUAUAUAUAUAGUAUAUAACAAAAUUAUUAAAGUUUCCAUUAUUAUUAUUAUUAUUAUUAUUAUUAUUAUUAUUAUUAUAAAAACGUUUCAAAUUAUAUAUUUUUUAUCACACCUUUUGUGGCCUCACAAGGGCAAAUUUUGGGGCCCCCUUUAACUGGGGGCCCAGGCAAAUUUCCUCUUUGAACCCCCGCCCCCCUGAGAGGCCCUGAGUAGACCAAGGGAUCCUGCAGUUUGUGUAAAUUCUUUUAUAGAAAUUAUUUGCACUUUCUACAUUUUGAAACAUUUUGCACAAAUUUCCAUAAUUGCAAGAAUUUUUGCGCAGGAAAUCCAAAAGCUGAUUUUCCCCGUGGGCCCUCCUCAUAAAUUAUGCAUAAAUGUAGGAAGUAGAUUUCCCGGAAGUUCAUGUUCAUUAAACAUGGAUGACAUGGAUGGCCAUUGCAGUUUAGACAAAGGCGAAGUGUUUCAAGGUUAUGAUUGUUUACUUAACUUUGUUAAUGAAAAAUCAGAUAAAUUUUACCGUAUUCAAGUGUUGAAAAAUGACAAAGGAUUUCAUGUUUGGACAAGAUGGGGGAGAAAUGUAAGUGUCGUUUUAUAUAUAAUUCUAAUAUUAUUAAUUUCCACUUGUAACAAUAAUUUACUGGGCUUUGCAAUUUUAAGUCUGCAUUGUAGAUUGUCAGGGUUUCUUUCAGGAUUUUCUCUUGGGUCCGUUUUUGCAGACAAGAUUGAGUUUAGCUGAACAACUAGGGGUCUGGGGAGGCUGUCUCCCCCCCCCCCCCCCCCCCCUACCAGGAGGCUGAUACCUGUGCCUACUUUAGUGUAGUUGAGAUACAAUGUGUUGAAGCAGGGGCACUAAGGGACACUAUAAACUGGUUAAUUAAAGACACAACAAAUGCGUUGUUUUUCUUGUGUUGUGAAAUGAUUUCCAGUCAUUUUUUAACUUAAUUUUCGGGUUUUCAACUGAUAACUAAUUUGCCCACGUCAUGAAUUUAACUCAAACAACUUCAUUUUACUGCACAGAAUCUUUUAAUGAGAGGAUUGAGUUUCAAAACUCAAUUCAAGAUUGAGUUUUUGGGGCCGUUUUACAGUCCUAAAAAUUCCCUGAAAAAAACCCUGAUUGUAUAAAAUUAAUUGUCGUGCGUGUUAAAAUGUUACAGUAAUAUAGUAGUUUAUUUAUUUACUUUGUUAUAUUUAUAUAUUUAAGCAUUUCUUUGUCAGUGCUCAUAUACUUUACUUGAAAAUCGACCUACAUCUCUUAGACCUCAAAGGCCUGUAUAUGAAAGCCAGGCUGAUCGACCCGCUAAGCGAGACAGCCCAGUAAUAUAAACACUCGCAAGUGGGCUAGCCCAGUUGUUGGGAUGAAAGUUCAUAGAUACUGCCGCAAGCCAUUUUUAGCAACUGUCAAAACAUUAUGUCAAAAUAACAAAAUUUUCUCGUAUAAACUCAAGAGAAAUUCAUCCCGCUUACCAGGCUAUAUUGCUAAGCCGGGUUGGAGAUAUUACACCCCACCCCCUCACACACAGUCGCUAUGGACCUGCCUAAAUAGUUAUUGUGUAAGGAUGAACAUUUACUGAUAACAGGCAUGCCCAUGCAUACAGCAAGAGCCAGCCACUGGGCCCCACUGAAAUAUGAUAUUUGGGGACUUUUCCUGCAAUUUUUGAUUUCAUCCAAAAUUUUGAAAUAAUGAUACUUUACCUGUUGACAAGUCAAAUUGUCUAGUGUUGGCCGUAUUACAGUCAGAUGCAAUGCCAUUUAAAAGGCUAAUUUACCCUGUAAUCCAUUAUAUUGCAUGCUAAAAAAUAAUCACGCUAUUAUAUAUGUACCCUACUUUAUUAUUUUACUCUCAUGCAGUCUAACACCAGAUGAUUUUACUAAUCAAGGGGUGAGUACUGGUGCUUAAUAUGGGCUAACAAAAGUCACAUAGGUAAUAUGAUUAAGCUGGCAUUGAGUGCUGGCACUUUCCUCUUGUCCUCUUGAUGAGUAAAAUUGUCUGGUGUUAGACAAAGUAAAAUAACAUUAACAGCACAUUAGGCCUGAAUGCCAUAUGACUUAUUAAAACCUUCCAAAAUUAUUAGGGAACUGAUGGGCGAAGUAAGCUAGAAGGUCCAAUCAGCCAAGAAGAUGCUAAGAAAAAUUUCAAAAAGAAAUUUCAAGAGAAAACAAAAAAUAGUUGGGAUGAACGUCAGCAAUUCUCUCCAGUGAAAGGGAAGUAUUCACUAGUAGUUGAGCAGACUGACUCUUCUAAGAGUAGCCAGGUGACUGACAGUCAGGUAAGAAUUGGAAAAUUGUAUAAAUUCAGCAAAUUUUUGUGUCAAAUUCCAUAUGUAUUGAACGACCUCACAUUAUCAAUUUCAAGUCACUUUUCAAAGCGUGGUUCCCAAGUUCUGUGUGAAUAUGCACAAUUACAUUUCUAUAAAUUUAGAUUAUAUUUCAGUCGUCAGAGCACUGAACUAAAGAUUUUUGAUUUUGCAAGGAUUUGACAGCUUGAUGUGACAAAGUGAUGAGGUGGGGGGGGGGGGCAAGCAAAAAAAAAAAUCGAGCAGAGAAAACAGAAAAAAAAUUUGUGCACCAGAAAUGUUUGAAAAAAAAAUUUGUGCAGAGACUUUCCAAUAGGGAAAAUUAUAAGUUGACCGGGCCUAUCAGAGGUACAGUGUAAGGGUGUCCCUCAGAUUUGGAAAAUAAGCAUUGGAAAAUAAGAGUAUACUAUGAAACAAUAGAAAGAUGCCAGAAGUGGCAAAAUACUAAUGAGACUAGUUCCCAUGCAUAGUGCUCACCCAGUGUUGCCUAAAUUACUUUGAAUUUCUACUCGAGUAAAAGUAAAAGUAGAAGUAACAAUAAAACGACCUGAGUAAGAGUAAAAAGUACUGGAAGCAAAACGUACUUAAGCAAAAAGUACAAAGUAUCCUUAGAAAAUACUUGAAGUACAAAGUGAAAGUACAAGUACUAUUGUCUGUAGCAUGUACAGGUGGGGGGGGGGACUUCUCCAAUGGAUUGACAUACAAUAGACACAAAACAGCAUACACAUUAUAUGCGUGCACAAUAAUAUACACUAUUUCACGGCAUGGUCUACUUUCCAGACCCCGUUGAAGAUAUAAGAAAUCCAAAAGUUAGAAAGUAACCAAAUACUUCGCCACAAAAUGAAAAUAGCGAAGUAAAACGUCACUUCUUAAAACGACUCAUUCCAAGUAAAAGUACUCCAGAAAAAGUUUACUUUGUUACAUGCUGACUUCUCAAAAAUAAUACUCAAGUACAGUAUCGAAGUACAUUUACUUCGUUACUUGACAUCACUGUGCUCACCACAUGCUAGAUGAGAUAGUUAGGAGAGCAAGAAAAAUAUAGAGUGGAAGAGUGGAAAGUGAAUGAGAAGCUAGGAGCACAGGCAGAAGGUGAAGAUGGAGAGAAGUGA